AUGAGUCAAAAUAAAACGAUAAUGGAGGUCAACCAGGAAUUGGUGAAGGAACGGGCGAAAUGCAACUUUAAUGUAUUGGAAGUAACGCACAUUCUUGACGGUGGUGAAAAAAAUACACUGCACAGGAAAAAAAUUGAAAGCAUAGCAUUAGAUGAAGGAGCUCAUAAAGACCCAAUACCAGAAGAAUAUUUGAGUCCAAAAGAGAAAUACGAGAACGCGACGGAGCUUGGCCAUGGUACUUUUAUUCGAGGGCUGGAGACCACAGCUACAUAUGACCCUGAAACUGAAGAAUUUGCGCUUCACAGUCCUACGUUAACUUCGUACAAAUGGUGGGCAGGAGGCCUUGGUAAAACAGUAAACUACUGUAUAGUUGUAGCCCAACUUUACACUAAAGGUGUAUGUCAUGGAACGCAUCUGUUCAUCGUUCAGAUUAGAGAUGAGGAAACACAUAUGCCCCUCCCGGGCAUCAAAGUUGGGGAAAUCGGUGCUAAGAUGGGUUUCAAUACUGCGGACAAUGGCUACCUUGCAUUCGAUCAUUAUAGGAUACCUAGAGAGAAUAUGAUGAUGAAGAAUGCAAAAGUUUUAAAGGACGGUACUUACGUUAAACCAGACAGCCACGGGAAGCUGACUUAUGGGACUAUGGUGUUGGUGCGUGUAAUAUUAGUAAACGAGGUUGCUUUUAACCUGGCUAAAGCUUGCACCAUCGCUACUAGAUAUUCUGCCGUGAGGAGACAGUCUCAACCUAAGCCUAAUGAACCAGAACCCCAGAUUCUGGACUACACUACACAACAACACAAACUCUUUAUCUGCAUAGCAACAGCACAUGCACUGCAACUGGCUAGUGCCUGGUUGUGGAAAACAUUUAACGCUGUGAUGUCUGACAUAAAAAAAGGCAACACUGAUAGUCUACCCGAGUUACACGCGUUGUCAAGUUGUUUAAAAGCAUUAAGCACUUCAGACGUCGCGUCUCUGAUCGAACAAUGUCGUUACUCCUGUGGCGGUCACGGUUAUAUGCUAUGUUCUGGCUUACCCAAUAUAUAUUCUUACGUCACCGCUACGAGGACUUACGAGGGAGAUUAUACUAUUUUGUUGCUACAAACUGCGAGAUUCUUGGUAAAAGCGUAUGAACAAGCCGAAGCAGGAAAUCCAGUUACACCAACAGUAUUAUAUUUAAUUGAAUUCGUUUCUGGUAAAAGAACGCCAUGGGAUGGUUCUCCAGAAGGGAUCAUCAAAUCUUUCCAGGACAUCGCAGCUGGGAAUAUAUCUUCAUGUGUAAAGAGCAUAAGAAAAAGAAUGAGCAGUGGGUUAUCAUUCGAAGAUGCAUGGGAACUGACUACCAUACAGCUUGUUGCAGCCGCAGAGGCCCAUUGUCGAGCGGUAAUAUCAGACACAUAUAAGAAAGAGAUAGCAAGAAUUACAGCUUCAUCUAGCACUAACGUUAAAAUAGUGAUGGAACAGCUUGUUAAUUUGUAUUUGCACUAUUGGGCUCUAAAUAGAACUGGCGACCUUUUGCGGUAUUCAUCAAUAUCUGGAGAAGAUGUUGCCAACUUACAAAUGAAAUACGAAGAACUUUUGACUCUAAUACGGCCUAAUGCUGUUGGACUUGUCGAUGCCUUCGAUUUACGUGAUGAGAUACUCCAUUCAGCAUUAGGCAGUUAUGAUGGACAAGUCUACAAAAGGUUAUUCGCAGAAGCUUUGAAGAGUCCCUUGAACCAGGAGCCAGUGAACGAAACUUUCCACAAAUAUUUGAAACCGACAAUGCAGGGGAAACUGUGA
Arctia plantaginis is the source of this 1776-nucleotide messenger RNA. The record is from the annotation of a GenBank genome assembly. NCBI's taxonomy places the organism in Eukaryota, Metazoa, Arthropoda, Insecta, Lepidoptera, Erebidae.